This is a messenger RNA of Hydra vulgaris (swiftwater hydra), 795 nucleotides long. RefSeq lists its product as uncharacterized. The record is from RefSeq and is a predicted model, not a curated record. Lineage: Eukaryota; Metazoa; Cnidaria; Hydrozoa; Anthoathecata; Hydridae.
AUGUCACACACUAUUAUCCGUCUUAAGGUUCAUCUACCUGAGAAUCAGAUUGUGCAUUUUAGAGAAGGAGAAGAACAAGUGGCUUUAGAUCGUGCUGCUUAUCGUGAUACACACCUUACGGCCUGGUUUAAAUUGAAUUCUGAAAAUGAAGGAGCCCAUCGCUACUCAUAUGUUGACAUUCCAUAUCACUUUGUAUUUGAUGAUAAACAUUGUAAAUGGAAGGUUAGACAAAGAGGUGGAAAUAAGGUGAUAGUAAGAAUGUAUAAAGUUAGUCCAACAGGAGAAUUAUUUUUUCUCAGAUUGUUACUUUUACAAGCAAAAGGAGCAACAUCUUGGGAGGAUUUGCGUACUGUUAAUGGAAUAGUUCUUGAAACCUUUCGUGAAGCAUGUGUUUUAAAAGGUUUGCUGCAAGAUGACACUGAAUGGCAGAAUACUCUUUCUGAGGCAGUUUUAACGCGAAUGCCUAAGCAAAUUAGACAGCUGUUUUCAAUUAUUUUAACCUUUUUUGAACCUGACGACCCUUUGCAUCUUUGGAAUACACACAAAGCUUUUAUGAUAGAGGAUUUCAUUCAUCGCCAAGUUCCAUUUAUAUUAGCUGAACAAGCUACUCUUCGUCAAAUCGAAACGAUUAUUAAUCAAAGUGGUAAAACGCUGUCUGAUUAUAAUUUGCCUGUUGUUGAUAAAUUCAUAGAUUUCAAUCUAGAAAAUUUAAAUGAUAAUGUUCAGCAAUCAAUUGACGAAGCUAUUAGAAUGAGAUUGUAUUUUAAUUAUAAUUUAAAUAUAAUUGAAUUGUAA